Molecule: messenger RNA, 1173 nt
Organism: Drosophila nasuta
Lineage: Eukaryota; Metazoa; Arthropoda; Insecta; Diptera; Drosophilidae
Product: putative methyltransferase-like protein 15 homolog
Exons: 1
Coding region: 1-1098 (365 amino acids)
Biological process (GO): rRNA base methylation
Molecular function (GO): rRNA (cytosine-N4-)-methyltransferase activity
Source: RefSeq, a predicted model, not a curated record
AUGAAGACGAUGAACAAAUUCCUGACUAGACUAAAUGCAAUACGAUUAACAAGAACACAACAAGUGCGGCACUGCACAGCUCCCUCAACGGCUCCAACUCCCGGACAUGUGCCUGUGCUCCUCCAGACAGCAAUUGAUUAUUUGCAGCCCAAGGCUGGUGGCAAAUACAUCGACAUGACCUUUGGCGCCGGCGGACACACGCGACGACUGCUUGACAGCUGCCCGGAGACAACAGUCUAUGCGCUGGAUCGUGAUCCUUUGGCUCAUGAGCUGGCCCAGCGUCUCAGCCAGGAGCCCGAGUAUGCGAGACGUUUGGUUCCGCUGCUGGGCAAGUUCUCGGAGCUGCCGCAGUUGCUGCAGGAGCAGCAGGUGUCGCGUCACAGCCUCGAUGGCAUGCUCUUCGAUUUCGGCUGCAGUUCCAUGCAAUUCGACGAAGCAGCUCGCGGAUUUUCUAUCUCCCACAAUGGCCCACUGGACAUGCGCAUGGACUGUGGACGCAGUGGCGGUGUGAGUGCUGCAGAUGUGUUGGCCCGUGCCGAGGAGGCAGAUCUUGCACGCAUCUUGCGGGUGUAUGGCGAGGAGAAGGCGGCCAAGAAGAUUGCACGCGCCAUUGUCGAGGCACGUGGUGCACUGCAGCGCAUCGAGACCACACGACAGCUGGCGGAACUUGUGGCUGUGGUGCUCAGUGAUGGACAGCGACUCGAUAAGCUACAGAGACCGGCACAUGUGGCGACCAAAACAUUUCAAGCGUUGCGCAUCUUUGUGAACAACGAGCUGAACGAGAUCAACUACGGCAUGCUGUUGGCCCAGGAAUAUCUGCGUGCCGAGGGACGAUUGGUGGCCAUCACUUUCCAUUCGCUGGAGGACACCAUAGUUAAGCGACACAUCAAUGGCAAUGUGAUCGAAGGCGUUGCCAAUCCGGUGCCUUUAAAGUAUAGCGGCUACGAUCUUACACAUGAUUCGGAGCUAUUGGAAUCGUUUGUGCAAACCAAUUGGCGUCAGUUGCAUCGUCAUGUGAUUCUGCCUGAUGCCACGGAAAUCGCUUCCAAUAGUCGCAGUCGAUCCGCCAAGCUACGUGCUGCCGUUAAAAUUAAAUAAAUUGCAAUAAUUCGUAUUUGUAUUGGUCGGGAAUGAAAAUAAAAUUACUAUGCGAUCACGUCAACUGACCAUUUA